GGCAGCGCCAGACCUUCCCGGCGGGGCAUAGUGACGCGUCGUGGCGGCACCGGAAGAAGCGGCGGCGGCGGUGACGGUAGCGGCGGCAGCAUGGGGAAGCAGAAGAAGGCGCGGAAGUACGCGGUCAUGAAGCGGAUGAUCAGCCUUCGGGACGAGCGCAUCAACGAGAAGGAUCGGAAGAAAGCCCCCGUGAAGAAGAAGGAGGACCCGAGCGCCAUCAAGGAGCGGGAGGUCCCCCAGCAUCCCUCUUGCUUGUUCUUCCAGUAUAAUACACAGUUGGGGCCCCCUUAUCACAUCCUGGUUGACACUAACUUCAUCAACUUCUCCAUCAAGGCCAAGCUGGACCUAGUUCAGUCCAUGAUGGACUGUCUUUAUGCCAAGUGUAUUCCAUGCAUCACAGAUUGUGUGAUGGGUGAAAUUGAGAAGCUAGGACAAAAGUACCGUGUGGCGUUAAGAAUUGCCAAGGACCCUCGCUUUGAACGCUUGCCCUGUAUGCACAAAGGAACCUAUGCAGAUGACUGCUUGGUACAAAGAGUCACUCAGCACAAAUGUUACAUUGUGGCAACAGUGGAUAAAGAGCUCAAGCGGAGAAUACGAAAAAUCCCAGGAGUGCCUAUAAUGUAUAUUUCCAGGCACAGAUACAAUAUUGAGAGGAUGCCAGAUGAUUAUGGAGCGCCUCGAUUCUAACUUCUCCAGCCAAGCCAUCAGUGCCAGGACUCUGAGCCAGGACAAGGGACUUUCUGGUUCCAGCCCUCUGCUGAUAGGACUGUGGGUGACAGGGACUGGCUUCAUACCUGUGAUCUUCUAAGAAAAAGACACUUGGAAGAGUCUUUUUAUUCAUCCUCGUUCUGACUUGGUCUGAUUACCUGUAGCUUUGAGAAGAGUAUAGGAGAAAGAGGAUGGCAGUGCCCAGAACAUGCCUCACUCCCUCUUUACCGGGGAGUAAAAAGUAAUUUCAUCACUCUGAAUUAAAUAUUGGUGAUCCAGCUCUGACUGACAGUGAAACCACAGAAAUUUUAGAAGUUUCUUACUAUUGCAUCUGCAGCAGGACAAGAAUUCCUCUGGGAAACUCUCCCACACCUGGAAUGUGUGAGGGAACUGGAAUCCAUGUUCUGGAGAAAAGCCAUCAAAUCUGCACCAGUUGAUGUGCCUUCUGUGGCCCAGUGGCCUGGAAGAUUUUAAUUUGGAACUGAAGGGCUUUUAUUCCACUGCACAAUGAAUGAAGUUUGCUUAAGUGUGCUGCUCAGAUUCUUGUGUCUGUACUGGACUAGCUGGCAGCCCAGUCCUUUUGCUUACAUACAGAGUGGUGGCAGGAGGGCAGGGUAGGGCUGGGACAGGUCUCUCGUUUAUUUGGCAACUAUGCACCUCAAAGCUUCAUCACUUUCGUUAGGUGUGAGGAAAGAGGAGGAAGAUAUCAGUGACAGGAAGAUUAAUUGAGUGUAAUUGGCAAGACAGAAAAGACUUGGGUAUUAAUUCAGAAAGCCUAGUGAGAAGAGAAACAGGAUGGGAAAGGACCACCUGGGUCAUCAACUCCUUCCCCUGCUAUCCCAGGUAACCUGCAGAGCAGAUAUUGGUGCAUACCAUGCAUGAGCCCUAUGGAAUCCUAAUCUCAGAUCCAAUUUAGAGUAUAUCAAAAGGGGAAAGAUUAUGACAGGAAAGGCUUUGGUAAACAAGAAUGCUUUGGCAUUGCUGUCAAUGCAGAACUCAUACCAGUCCAGACCAGAAGGGAGAGUCCUUCCUGACCUGUGGCACCAGCACUCAACUCAGAUAUCAGAUGCCUGCAAUGUUUCUCAGUUUCUAGGGAAUCCUGCCUCCCCACUAACACGCUGUCUCUUGCUUUAGCCAGUUUCCAUAGCUUCAGAAGAUGGAGAACAAUCAGAAGAGCCAUUUAAAAAGUCUCAAAUUAGGCAAAGGAUGGAAAAAAAAUAACCUCUGCUCCUUUCUGUGGGCCACCAGGAGGUCCAAGAUUGCUACAGCAUUACUACCCAAUGCAGGAAAAGCCUGAACUAUUAGCAAAAACUUGACUAAAAUUAGCAUGGCAACAUACUUUUAAUGUUACAGACUGUAAAAGAAGGUGGCAUAAUGUGGACUUAGCAGGGUUGUUUUAGGACAAGGUAACACUGGGUAAAGGCAACGUAUCAGCUGGUAGGAGUCAACUCCAGUGCUGCCAAGGCCAGAUUUGGGUA
Molecule: messenger RNA, 2186 nt
Organism: Dryobates pubescens (Downy woodpecker)
Lineage: Eukaryota; Metazoa; Chordata; Aves; Piciformes; Picidae
Gene: FCF1
Product: FCF1 rRNA-processing protein
Exons: 8
Coding region: 91-687 (198 amino acids)
Cellular component (GO): nucleolus; small-subunit processome
Source: RefSeq, a predicted model, not a curated record